AAAAAAAAAACCCUGCUCUCGACCCCUGCUGCGAGGAUUGGCUUUACUUUAUUUUAACACAGAGCGUUUAUAUCAGAUCGGGGAGGAGAAAAGCCACCGGCUUCCAAAACAGCAUCUCCCACCUCCACUUUGAGACAGGACCACAGCUUGGCAAGACCUGAAAGGCGUCAUGUGACUGUGCAUCUGCUCUCAGCUGUGGCAAGAUAACCACGCAACGAGGGAGAGAGAGAGAGAGAGAGCUGAGGAGGAGCCUGCUGCUAUAAGAUUGACUCCACGCACCAUCAGCACCAAAACUUGCAGUCUCUCCAUCCAUCCUCAUUUCUCUCCAGCGCACUUGCGUUUUGCAAACACGUAUCGCCGUUUUCAUUUCCCCCCUCGUUGGAAGGUGCACAGGUGCAUCCCACGGUUAAUGCUCGCUCUUUGCUGAGUUGAUUAUGGUCACAACCCCCGCGGUGCCAAGGUGGAGCCACCGCGCGUAUCUCGGAUCGGUGCGCUUCUCCAGGGGCUGGGAUGCGCACCGGGCACCUCUCGCUUCCUGCCUAGUUUCGGGUCUGAGCAGGAGUCAAGCUCUGCCUCAGGGCGCCGAGGCAGGAGGGCUCAGUCGACCCGGAGCAGGAUGCCGGUGAUGAGAGGGCUGCUGGCCCCACAAAACACCUUCUUAGACACCAUCGCCACCCGCUUCGAUGGCACCCACAGCAACUUUGUUCUGGGAAAUGCCCAGGUGCAGUCGCUCUACCCCAUCGUCUACUGCUCCGACGGUUUCUGCGAGCUCACCGGUUACGCUCGCGCCGAGCUCAUGCAGAAGAGCUGCGCAUGUCACUUCCUGUAUGGCCCAGAAACAAGCGACCGGUCGACGGCUCAGAUCCAAGGAGCCCUAGACGAGAGGAGGGAGUUCAAGACCGAGUUGGUCUUUUACAAGAAGGAAGGUACACAGUUCUGGUGUCUCUUGGACAUUGUACCCAUUAAGAAUGAAAAGGGUGAGGUGGUUCUGUUCCUCGUGUCCCAUAAAGACAUCACUGACAAGAAGAAGGACCAGGAUCCUGAGCAAGGACCUGACACAGAUGAGGAGACGGGUCUGGAGGUGCAUCAGGUAACUCGCCCUCCAGGCUUCAACGCCAACCGGCGCCGCAGCAGAGCUGUGCUCUAUCACCUGUCAGGACAUCUGCAGAAGCAAGACAAGAGCAAGCUCAAGAUCAACAAUAACAUGUUCGGGGAGAAGCCUCCAAUCCCGGAGUACAAAGUAGCAGCCAUUCAGAAAUCUCGCUUCAUCCUCCUCCACUAUGGGACCUUCAAGGCCGGCUGGGACUGGUUGAUUCUGCUGGCGACCUUCUACGUGGCCGUCACCGUGCCCUAUAAUGUGUGUUUCACAGUGGUGGGAGGGCGGGAUGAAGGCAGCAGCAGCGCCCCUCGCAGCCCGCCCAGUGUCAGCGACAUCCUUGUAGAGAUCCUGUUUAUUUUAGACAUUGUGCUGAACUUUCGAACUACUUUUGUGAGCACGUCGGGUCAGGUCGUGUACGAUGCCCGCUCCAUCUGCGUUCACUACGUCACCACCUGGCUCUUUGUUGAUCUCAUUGCCGCCCUGCCCUUUGACCUGCUGUAUGCUUUCAACGUCAGCGUGUACUUUGGAGUCCACCUGUUGAAGACGGUGCGGCUCCUUCGGUUACUGCGGCUGCUCCAAAAGCUGGAGCGCUACUCCCAGUACAGCGCUGUGGUCCUGACCCUGCUCAUGUCCAUGUUCGCCCUGCUGGCCCACUGGAUGGCCUGUGUCUGGUAUUUCAUAGGUCGAAGGGAGAUCGAAAGUCCCGGCUCCUGGGAUAUUGGUUGGCUCCAUGAGCUGGCUAAGCGUCUUAGUACCCCUUACUUCCUGUCCAAUCUGACAACGCUGGCCCCCUCCACAGUCAGCAGCCUCCCGGCCAACAGCAGCAGCAGCAGCCAGUGGAACGUGUCGGGGUCAGAGGUCGGGGGGCAGGGCUCCUGGAAUUCCAGCCAAUAUUACGGAAACGUGUCGGGGGGUGAGGCGGUGUCGGGGACGGGCAAUGAGGGCGGGGGUUUCGGGGUGCUGGGUGGUGGCCCGUCGAUGCGUAGCAGCUACGUGACGUCACUCUACUUUGCCCUGAGCAGUCUGACCAGCGUGGGGUUUGGAAAUGUGUCAGCAAACACGGACUCAGAGAAGAUCUUCUCCAUCUGCACCAUGCUCAUAGGAGCACUGAUGCAUGCAGUGGUGUUUGGUAACGUGACGGCCAUCAUCCAGAGGAUGUACUCUCGCCGCUCACUCUACCACACCCGCACCAAGGACCUGAAGGACUUCAUCAGGGUCCACCGACUGCCUAAGGCCUUGGAGCAGCGCAUGCUGGAGUGUUUCCAGACUACCUGGUCUGUCAACAACGGGAUAGAUGUCAGUGAGCUGCUGAAGGACUUCCCAGAUGAGUUACGGGCUGACAUCGCCAUGCACCUGAACAAGGAGCUGCUGCAGUUGCCCCUGUUUGAGUCGGCCAGCAGGGGCUGCCUGCGCUCCCUCUCCCUCAUCAUCAAGACCUCCUUCUGUGCUCCAGGCGAGUUUCUCAUCCGGCAGGGAGACGCACUGCAGGCCAUCUACUUCGUCUGCUCGGGGUCCAUGGAGGUCCUGAAAGACAACACAGUGCUGGCCAUACUGGGUAAAGGAGAUCUGAUUGGCUCAGACUCCCUAACGAAGGAGCAGGUGAUCAAGACCAACGCCAACGUCAAGGCCCUGACCUACUGUGACCUGCAGUAUAUCAGCCUAAAGGGUCUACGUGAGGUCCUCCGACUCUACCCCGAGUACGCCCAGAAGUUCAUCAGUGAGAUACAACAUGACCUCACGUACAACCUGCGAGAGGGCCAUGGGGCUGAUGUGGACUGGGAGAGUAAUGGCAGCUUGGUGAAGAAGCUGCCAUCAAUCCGUGAGGAUGAGGAGGGUGAUGAGGAGCAGAGCUCGGUGUCCCACGCCCCCCGCUCCCCGCUGCGUCUCAGCAGGGGGCUCAACUCCCCCCUGCGCUCUCCUCUCCUGCCGCCCAGGCCGUUCCGCGCUCCCUCUGAGCACUCGCGCCCCACCACCCUGCAGAUACCGGUGGUCAGCUUCAGCAGCGCACCACCUGAACUCAGCCCCAGAUUUGUGGAUGGCAUUGAGACAGAGACCAAUUCCACCUCAUCACAGAAGUUUGAGUUCAGUCCCAGCCUGUCACCUGCAGCACCACCCUCGCCAUACCCAGGGACCCAGGAGCACUCUGAGAUCAAGCAGAGUGUGUCUAAACUGACUGAGGAGAUGAACUGUCUCUCCAAACAAGUCUCCAAGCUCAGUCAGGAGCUGCAGGAAAUGACACGCCUGCUCAAGCCCCUUCUCCAAACAGCGCCGCAGCCAAUCCUGACGACCAUGAUGCCAAAUUUAACCCCACCUCCUAGCAGUGCCAGCCAGCUGUCAACAAGCACCUGUCUAAUGGUGCCACCCUCCGCCACACCUUGUUCCCUCCAGAGACCAAACACUCAUUCCCUGUUGGACAGUGGAGACAUAGAGGGUGUGGAUUUGCCAGGAUGCCUUCUCCCAACUCCUCAUUCACCAAAAAGGCCUAAUUCAUCUCCUUCAGCAUCGCCACAGCCCCCAUCCAAAUCCCCAGGGGGCAAAAUCAAGGGACCCGUAAACUCCGACCUUCUCUCGUCUGAAGAUGGUUGUCCUGAGGAAUCCCCAGUCCCCCGAAGCCUCCACGCUUCCUCCAGUAAUGGCAUUUUUUUGCCCUCACUGCAGGACCAGCCUCCCCUGGCCUCUCACACUCCUUCACCUUCUCUCUCCUUCUCCAUGUCUCUCUCCUCCUCACCAUCCCGUUCCCCCUGUCAAGGCCCCCACCCAUCCAGGCCUGGCAGCUGUGCCAGCAGAGGCCUGCUUCCCCCGCCUCCUUCCCAGGACACCCCUCCUCCCCCCUCCUCCCACUACUCAGCUCCCCCAUCGCUCACAUCCUCCCCUGGAGACCAUCGGCUGAGGCCCUCCCCCUCCGUCCCUCUCGUAUCCCCCACCGUCUUGGUCCAUCCCUCCACCCUCUCCCUGCCCUUGUCUCUGGACUUUGUUAGUGCAAGGGGAAGGCAGGGAGAUACCAAGACUCCAUCUUGGUUUAAGUCACAGGUACACCACGAGGAGGCCAGACCUGUCACUCAUCCCCAGGAGCUGGAGAUGCAGGAGUGGGGAUGGCAGGUGGAGGAGGGGAAGUCCUCCACAGAGCACAUCAGCUUCAUUGAUGAGGAGGAGCCAGCGUUAUGAACGGGUUAACACUGAGCAGAAGCAAGAGAUGACAAUAAAGUAGCAGAUAAUGAAAGAGAUGGAAAAAACAGUACAACAGAGUCCAGAUCAGGGAAAGUGACAUCAAGAUGACGGAAUGGGAAACAGGCGGCUGGUCCAUUUCACACAGGAAAUGCUCAAAGGACAGACAGGUACACAGAAACACACCUGGACGCUGAGACGCAAUGCCAGCUGUGAACACAUCAGUGUGAAGGAGAACUUUUCUACACUGAUGAACCACAGACUACAACAGCACAAAUUGUCUUACAGUAUCAACCCUCCAGUAGCUUCAGUCAAUUCACGCAGCUUCUGGGACUCAUAGGACCAGAGCACACCUUUUAAACCAGGUCCCACUGAACCUGAGGAGCCUAAUAUAGCUCUUUUCCAGCUGACUGAACGUACACUGCUACGUAUAUUGCUUUUUAAACCCAGUAUGGAUGUCUCCUCCUCUUCAAAGAGCAGGUACAAACACACAUAUCUCAGUGGGAGACAUGUCUUUACCCAAGCCAGAUAAUCCCACGCCACUGCACUGGGACUGGGAAUGUAAGGUCUUCAUUCAGUCUCAGUCUCGUUACAUCAGGUCCUCUCACCUGUUGAGCCAGUCUGCUUCAUCUACAAGAUCAUUUUUAAAGGGAUGUGUUAUCUGCCUGUGGGCUGGUGACAUCAAAUCAUCACGUGCCCACCAUUCCAGGAAAAACUAAGAUUUUUUUUAAUUUGGUUUUAACUCUUGACAGAAAUGUCCACAUUUUCUUUCCCCAUAAAAGAAGUUUGAAGUUCGCAGUCUCAGCAGUCGGGUUGUGUGCCAAAGACAAAAGCAAGAUUUAUGGAGUAAGUGGUGGGGAGGGGGGCAGGGGGACAUCAUAAACAGCACCAAUAUAUCACUGUUCAUCACCUUCAUGACUGUUUACAACCAGCCUACCAGAUUGUAUAGCAGACUCCCACAUCACUCCUGAGCUUUAGCCAUCCAGCCAUUCGUGCCUUCUCCAUGUAAAGACAUAAACCUCCCUUAAGUUCUUCACCUGUUAAUUACAGGCAAGCAUUUGGAUCAAAAUUUACAUCGAAAGCCAUCAGUGUCACCUACACAGAACACUCGCACCUUUUAUCUAAAAUGGAACCUAAUUUAUUUAUUUAUUCAGGCAUGUAUUUAUUUAUUUUUGUUGAUGAAAGCGAUGAAGAAUAUAUUGCACGUCUGGGAGAUUUAACAGAAACAGGCUGAGGAGGAAGGUUUACUAUUUAAAGUGUAACCUUCGUAAUUCUUAUGUAGCACACUCAUAAAGCAUAUCUUGAACACAAGCAUAAUUAUCAUCAUCUACAACCCCUUUGCCAACCACUGAGCUACUCUGGUACAAGACUAACUAACCGUGAAAGUACAAUACCCAGGCUGCAUCACUCUGGAGGUCUCAGGACUCCUGGACAUUUUUUUUCUCUUUGCUUUGGUGACGUGCUUUGUGCGCCACAUAACUUGUAAUAUAGAUUUCUGUCAGAUUUCUGGUUUCUAUUUUCUGUAACAGGAGCAGGGGGAGGGACGACCUGGACUGUUUACACGCUGAAAUACAAUUUACUGAGCAGAACUCCCAUCGAUGUCCGUGGAGCUCUGAUUCCAUGGGUUACUCUGGGGUUUGGGGUUUGGGGUUGGGGGUGGGGGGUGGGGUAUUGGGUACGUUAAAGGGUUUUAAAUCAAAUGCAUGCCACAGCUUUUUUUGCAUGAGGAAUGUGCCUGCUUUUGAGCUGUCGAGGGCCGAGGGCUGACGGGAGUUGACAAACUGCCUGCCCUGCUGGAGGCUGUUGGGUUUCAGAUGUAUUUUAUUAAAGACUGCUGUUACAUAAAAACUUUACCAGGAUUACAUACUGUACAACAAUAAAGAAGUGUUGUUUUGUAAGA
Molecule: messenger RNA, 6164 nt
Organism: Lates calcarifer (barramundi perch)
Lineage: Eukaryota; Metazoa; Chordata; Actinopteri; Centropomidae
Gene: kcnh3
Product: potassium voltage-gated channel, subfamily H (eag-related), member 3
Biological process (GO): regulation of membrane potential; potassium ion transmembrane transport
Cellular component (GO): membrane
Molecular function (GO): voltage-gated potassium channel activity
Source: RefSeq, a predicted model, not a curated record